Molecule: messenger RNA, 1251 nt
Organism: Bufo bufo (common toad)
Lineage: Eukaryota; Metazoa; Chordata; Amphibia; Anura; Bufonidae
Exons: 2
Coding region: 72-1235 (387 amino acids)
Biological process (GO): DNA recombination; DNA integration
Molecular function (GO): DNA binding
Source: RefSeq, a predicted model, not a curated record
AGCGUCCUCAAAAAAAUAAGGGAAGAAAAAUCGGACAUGAUAGUGAUCGCCCCCUUUUGGCCAAGGAGGGCAUGGUUCUCUCUUCUCAGGUCCAUGUCGGUAGCAGAACCAUGGGUUCUUCCCGAGAUUCCGAAUCUCCUGAGGCAGGGCCCAGUAAUGCACCCAGAGGUAGAAUCUUUACAUCUUACGGCAUGGAGAUUGAGAGGGCACACUUAAUUAAGGAGGGAUUCUCAGAAGCACUAAUUUCUACUAUUCUUAGUAGCAGGAAAAAAGUGACUAACACUAUUUAUGCCAGAAUAUGGAAGAGAUUCCUAUCCUUUGCAGGUCUUGACACCAGUAUUUGGCCAGAGAGGAUUUCCACCAGACAGGUCUUAGAAUUUUUACAGAGAGGGCUAUCUUUAGGAUUAGCAAAAAGUACCCUGAAGGUUCAGGUUUCGGCCCUCUCAGGUUUAAGCGGUAGGAGCCUGGCCAUGGAUCCCUGGAUAGUCAGGUUCUUCAGGGCAGUGGAUAGGGUUGCACCAGUCAAGGGACCCAGAUUUCCCCCCUGGGACUUGAACUUAGUUUUAAAAGCCUUGACCACUCGUCCAUUUGAGCCCAUUGAAGAUUGCUCGAUUAAAAAUCUCACGUUAAAGUUGGUUAUGUUGAUAGCUCUUAUUUCAGCACGUAGAGUUAGCGAGCUUCAGGCCCUAUCUAUCAAUCCCCCGUUUAUGACCAUACGUGAGGAUAGGGUGAUACUAAGACCAGAUCCAAAGUUCAUUCCUAAAGUACCUUCUAAAACUAACAGGUUGCAGGAGAUAGUUCUCCCAGUCUUUUUUCCAGAGCCAAAAUCUGAGGAUGAAGAAAGAUGGCACUUAUUAGACGUAAGAAGGUGCCUGAUCCAGUACCUAGGGAGAUCCAAGGACUGGAGAAAAUCCUCGUCCUUGUUAGUCUUGUACGCUGGGGCUAGGAAAGGUAAUGCUGCCUCCAAAAGUACCAUCGCCCGGUGGAUUCGGGAGCUAAUUUCUUUAGCCUACUCCUGUUCUGGUCUUUCUCCUCCACUAUCUUUGAAGGCUCACUCUACUAGGGCGGUGUCUACCUCCUGGGCAGAAAGGUCUAGUGUUUCUAUUGACCAAAUCUGCAGGGCGGCCACGUGGGCUUCUCCCUCUACCUUCUAUAAGCACUAUAGACUUCAGCUUGACUCCAUCUCUGACCUACUUUUUGGUACUAAAGUAUUAGAGGUUGUCACCCACCCUUGAAUUCUACGUAAUCUCU